UCCCAACAGCAGCCGCUAGAGGGCGCUGUUUCGCUGUUUAUCCCUCAGAGGAAACAUCGCGCCUGCUUCCUGUUUUUGCUUUUGUAUUAUCAGAAACUUGGCGUGUUUGCUUUCAUACUAAUAUUCAAGCAAAAAUACGUUAAAACCGUACCUGUUAUUCACGAAUACCUGAUGUUUUCGCCUUAGAGGUGGAGACUGGAAGCGGGGCGGUUCCGCUCAGUUCCUCAGGAAGUUGCUCAAUAUCGGAAAAACACAUCUUACUUGAGCAACCAUUCACUUCACCGUUUGUUCUGUUUCGUUUAUAUUUGUGUUGCUGUUUUUUUUUCUAUGGGUGCCCAUACUUGAGGCCAAUUUACAGUCGUACACGUACCCGUGUUGACAUGGCGUUCGGAUAAAACACUAAGUCAGGAAUCGUGAAACAUUUGUAACAUCAUGGACAGUUCAGUGACUUCCGGUACUUACAUUCGCAACAUUAGUUAUGGUUUACGCCGCAGGUUGUCCGACUUUUUGGACCAUCAAGACAUGUGGAAACAUGUAGUCGUGUCCAUACGGAAGCCGACCGGGGGGCCGAGGUACUCUCACCAACAUGUCAAGAGAUUUGAAUGUCUCCUUGCUCAGGGCAAGAGUCCCACAGUGGAGCUGUUAAACGACUGGGGGACCACCAACAGCACAGUGGGGGAACUGGUGGACAUUUUAAGGAGUCACAGUUUAAUGGCUGCGGCUGAUAUCCUGCUGCCUGAACAACCAUUGUCAGCAGAGGCUCGGCAGGCCUGUUAUGCAGCAGCAGGCCCAGCGCCUCCGACCAGACUGAUAGGGCAGGAGGAGACGGAGCCUCCAGCUGCCAGCUCCUCCCAGCAGACGCAACCUUUGGAGGAGAACACUGAAGCAGGACACACAGGCAGCUUCUCCAGUUUCCAGUACAGCUGGAACUUUGACAACCGUCCCACCUCGGACGGCGGCAGCCGUAUCGGAGAGGGAGGCUUCGGAAUAGUCUAUAAAGGAUUCCUGAACAACAAACCUGUCGCGGUGAAAAAGCUCAACCCGAUGGCCGACAUGCCUCUGGACAAGCUGCAAGUGCAGUUUAACCAGGAGAUCCAAACACUGAAAGUGUUAAAGCACGAGAACCUGGUGGACAUGAUCGGGUUUUCCUGUGAGGAGCAGCACCUUUGUAUCGUGUACGACUUCAUGGCAAAUGGAUCUCUGCUGGAUCGCCUCGCCUGCCUUGUAGGUUCCGCUCCGACAGUUCCCUCCUGCCAGAACCCGAACUCUAACCUGGAGGAUUUAAUUCUGUGUUUUUCCUCCCUGAAGGACAGAACCCCCCCUCUCAGUUGGGAGCAGAGAUGCUCGAUAGCGGAAGGAACCGCCAGAGGUUUGGAGUAUCUGCACGGCAACCACCACGUCCACAGAGACGUCAAAAGCGCCAACAUCCUGUUGGACGGCGGGUUUGUGGCGAAGGUGUCUGACUUCGGGCUGACCAGGGCGUCGGCCGAGAACACCUCGGCCACCAUGAUGACCGAGAGGAUCGUGGGCACCCGGGCGUACAUGGCGCCCGAAGCAUUGCUGGGACAGGUCACCCCCAAAUCCGACGUGUUCAGCUUCGGAGUGGUGCUGCUAGAAAUAUUGUCAGGACUCCCGCCAGCUGAUGAAAACCAGGGGUUUUUGAUUGAACAGAGGUAUGACAUCGAUGAUGAGGACGAGGACCUGACUCUGGAGGACUUUGUGGAUAAGAAGAUGAGCGACUGGGAGAUGAGCCAGGUGGAGAGCAUCUACUGCCUGGCCUCCAACUGCCUCCACAACAGAAAAAACCGACGGCCGGUCAUCGGACAGGUCCUCUCAGAGAUCCACAGUGUGGUCAAAAGCAUUUCAGUGGAUGCUAGAGGAUGAAAGAGAAGCUCCCCGUUACUCAGCCUGCAGUGACUGAACAAAUUCACCUCCUUCCGGCCACUUUUGAGUAAAUAAUUAACUCAUUGACUGAGAUUCAAGCGUCCGUAUCUGAAUUCUUUUCGAAAGGUUUGCAGCUUCAACCUUUUCACACCUUUUUUUUCAGUAUUUUGUUUUUUAUCACCCAAACUCUGUACAAUGCUGCAAUGUCUGGAAGUGUUUAUUGUAUUUAUUGGGAAGGAACGUAAUAAAACACAAAUGUGAUUUAAAUA
This is a messenger RNA of Menidia menidia (Atlantic silverside), 2153 nucleotides long. NCBI's taxonomy places the organism in Eukaryota, Metazoa, Chordata, Actinopteri, Atheriniformes, Atherinopsidae. The record is from the annotation of a GenBank genome assembly.